CAGCCCCGCGCAGCGCUAAAAUGAAUUCUGAUCCCGAUCCCCGCUCAAGUCCCUCUCACUCGCAGCUACAUCUUGGGAGAUCCCAACUGAAUGCAGCCGCUGUGGACCGUGGUGAGAGCAGUCAGAUGCCUGGAUCAGCUUCAGGAGAUGCUGCAACUUCCUCUGCAGUUCCUGGUUACUCCCAUAGUAGAGAGAGAGCUGAAAAAAAUGAAGCCAUGAAGGAAGAACCUGAAGUACUCUUUGAAGAACUGCUUGAGAGGGCCAAAGCUGGAGAACCAAAAGCACAAACUGAGGUUGGAAAACACUUCUUAAGAUUAGCAGAAGAGGAGGAUGAAGAACUUAACAAUUGUAGUGCGGUAGAUUGGCUCAUCCUUGCUGCUAAGCAAGGUCGAAGAGAAGCUGUCAAGCUGUUGCGGAGAUGCUUAGCAGACAGGAGAGGCAUCACUUCUGAGAAUGAGCAAGAAGUGAAAAAAUUAUCGUCUGAGACUGACUUGGAGAGAGCUGUGAGAAAAGCUGCCUUAGUCAUGUAUUGGAAAUUAAACCCAAAGAAGAAGAAGCAAUUAGCAGUUUCUGAGCUACUGGAAAAUGUUGGUCAAGUUGACAAUGAAGAUGGUGAGAAGCAGCCUGGCCCAGUCCCAAAGUCAGUACAGAAGCAGAGAAGAAUGCUGGAGCGACUGGUGAGCUGUGAAUCCAAAAAAUACAUUGCUUUGGAUGACUUUGUCGAAAUUACCAAGAAGUAUGCAAAGGGAAUCAUCCCGUCUAACCUGAUUAUGCAGGAAGAGGAAGAUGAUGAAUUGGCAGGGAAGACUCCUGAAGAGCUACCCUUGCGACUGAAGGUUGUAAAAUACCCACUUCAUGCCAUUAUGGAAAUUAAAGAGUACCUUAUAGAUAUUGCAUCAAAGGCAGGAAUGCACUGGCUGUCUACCAUUGUUCCCACCCACCAUAUCAAUGCCCUCAUCUUUUUCUUCAUUAUCAGUAAUCUGACGAUUGAUUUUUUUGCCUUCAUUAUUCCGUUAGUCAUAUUCUAUCUGUCCUUCAUUUCUAUGGUAAUUUGCACACUGAAGGUUUUUCAGGAUAGUAAGGCCUGGGAAAAUUUCCGCACUUUGACUGACUUACUGCUUCGUUUUGAGCCAAACCUAGAUGUUGAGCAAGCUGAGGUGAACUUUGGAUGGAAUCACUUGGAGCCGUACGUUUAUUUUUUGCUCUCAGUAUUCUUUGUCAUUUUUUCCUUUCCCAUAGCAAGCAGAGACUGUAUACCAUGCUCAGAGUUAGCCACCAUCUCUGUUUUCUUCACAGUGACAAGCUACAUGAGCUUAAGCACAUGUGCAGAACCCUACACACGAAGAGCACUAAUAACUGAGGUAGCAGCUGGUUGCUUAUCCCUAUUGCAGGUAUUGCCUGUGAAUCUGAGCUACUUGAAAUUCUUAGGUAAAACCUUCUUCACCCUUCCCGUAGGCCAUUUCUUUGUGAUCAAUGUCAGCAUCCCAUGCCUUUUGUUCCUGUACUUGUUCUAUCUUUUCUUCAGAAUGGCCCAGUUACGGAAUUUUAAAGGCACUUACUGCUACCUGGUCCCAUACCUGGUGUGCUUCAUGUGGUGCGAGCUCUCCGUGGUCAUUCUGCGGGAGUCCUCUGGCAUUGGACUCAUCCGUGCGUCCAUUGGUUACUUCCUGUUCCUCUUUGCGCUGCCAGUGCUAGGCGCGGGCAUCGCCCUCAUGUGUCUCUUCCAUUUCUUUAAGUGGUUUGUGUCUCUGGAGCUCAUGAAAAUUGUCGUCACUCUGGCUUUGUGUGCGGUUCCUCUGCUCUUCCGAUGGUGGACCAAAGCCAACUUCUCUGUAGUUGAAAUGGUUAAAUCCCUCACUCGGAGCUCAAUUGUGAAGCUCAUUUUGGUGUGGAUUACGGCUGUCGUGUUGUUUUGUUGGUUCUAUGUCUACCGAUCAGAGGGGAUGAAGGUUUACAACUCCACCUUGACGUGGAAUCAGUAUGCGUUCCUGUGCGGGCCCCGCGCCUGGAAGGAGACCAACAUGGCGCGGACCCAGAUCUUAUGCAGCCACCUGGAAGGACACAGGGUGACUUGGACCGGGCGCUUCAAAUACGUGCGCGUUACCGAAAUCGAUAAUAGUGCAGAAUCUGCCAUCAACAUGUUGCCCCUCUUCAUCGGCGACUGGAUGAGAUGCUUGUAUGGGGAGACCUACCCUCUUUGCGACCCCAAAAAUGUGACUGUGGAGGAGGAGGAAUUGUGUCGCCUUAAGUAUCUGACAAAGCAUAAGUGCCACAUGAAAAUGUUUGAUCGGUACAAAUUCGAAAUAACUGUGGGCAUGCCUUUCAGCAGCAAAAAUGGAACAAAGUCUGUAGAGGAGGAUGAUAUAACCAAAGAUAUUGUGCUGAAGGCAAGCAAUGAGUUUAAGAAAGUGCUGCUGAACUUGAGGCAAGGAAGUGUAAUUGAAUUCAGCACAAUUCUGGAGGGCCGCCUUGGCAGUAAAUGGCCUGUCUUUGAACUGAAAGCAAUCACUUGCUUGAAUUGCAUGUCUAAACUCUUACCUGCAGGGAGGCAUGUGAAAAUAGAGCAUGACUGGAGGAGCACAGUGCAUAAAGCCAUUAAAUUUGCUUUUGAUUUUUUCUUCUUCCCAUUCCUGUCAGCUGCCUAAUGAGCUCUUAUGUUGGUUCAGUAGCAUCUUCAAUGUACGUUGCAUUUACACUACCAAAGGUUUGGCAUUAAAAAAGGGGGAAACAAAAGUCCUGCUGUAGCAAUGCUCAAAAUGUGUGCUAACAUAGAGCAUUGGUUGAGGUCUGUAAGUGUGUAUAUUGUAUCCUGCCUUUAUACACCUUAUGACUGAAACGAUACAUACUAGUUCAAUAUUACUGUAAGUGAAUGCAGAGGAUUGCUGCUGAUUACUUGCAUGGACACUCUCGUCUGAAGUGGACUUGUUAUUUGCCUGUGGUGUAACACUAGAUUCCUUCACUUGCUUGACGUUAAAAGCACUUUAAAUAUUCAUACAUGCCUAUACAUAUUUUCAGGCCUGAUUUAGAGCAGAUAUCUCAUCGGCUGCAUUAGCCCUUGUAUCCCUUGUAUUUAUUUGGUGCUUUCUAGAUAAAGGUGGUAGUAAUAUCGUCAGUACCUGGUGAUGAGUAAUGUCUGUGUACAGAAUUCAUUGUUUCACUGUUUAGCAAGAUACAGUGUUUUUUGUUUCUUUUUUUUGAAAAGAAACACCAUUUCACACC
Nothoprocta perdicaria is the source of this 3219-nucleotide messenger RNA. It is a transcript of the gene WFS1, whose product is annotated as wolframin ER transmembrane glycoprotein. NCBI's taxonomy places the organism in Eukaryota, Metazoa, Chordata, Aves, Tinamiformes, Tinamidae. The transcript is spliced from 8 exons. The record is from RefSeq and is a predicted model, not a curated record. Gene Ontology annotation, biological process: endoplasmic reticulum unfolded protein response; calcium ion homeostasis. Gene Ontology annotation, molecular function: protein binding. Gene Ontology annotation, cellular component: endoplasmic reticulum membrane; endoplasmic reticulum. Bases 21 to 2645 code for a protein of 874 amino acids.